AUGGCCGAAGAAAGAGAAACGAGAGCUAUGUGCCGAGUCUGGCAGGAGCUAUUCCUGCCCAGCGAAUCGUCCAAAUCAGAUUACCUCUUCGAACCUUGGGUUCGGGGGCGAGGUAGAAUGUUUGGAAGAGACGGUGCUGAAAACCAAGCGUUCUGCUGCGCUGGAGAGAUCUUGCCUCCCAAGGACCCUACUCCACAACCGCAGCCUGAACCGAAACCCGAACCGAAGCCUGAUCCGAAGCCUGAUCCGAAGCCUGAUCCGAAGCCGAGCCCCAAGCCUGAAUCGAAAGACGACUAUGUACCAAGAGUAAAUCUCUUCCAAAGAGAGGUAGACUUGUAA
Messenger RNA from Didymosphaeria variabile, 339 nucleotides. RefSeq lists its product as uncharacterized. Bases 1 to 339 code for a protein of 112 amino acids. NCBI's taxonomy places the organism in Eukaryota, Fungi, Ascomycota, Dothideomycetes, Pleosporales, Didymosphaeriaceae. The record is from RefSeq and is a predicted model, not a curated record. The transcript has 2 exons.